This is a messenger RNA of Syzygium oleosum, 1861 nucleotides long. Its product is annotated as probable protein S-acyltransferase 14. The coding region runs from base 555 to 1478 and encodes 307 amino acids. The transcript has 7 exons. The record is from RefSeq and is a predicted model, not a curated record. Gene Ontology annotation, molecular function: protein-cysteine S-palmitoyltransferase activity. NCBI's taxonomy places the organism in Eukaryota, Viridiplantae, Streptophyta, Magnoliopsida, Myrtales, Myrtaceae. Gene Ontology annotation, cellular component: endoplasmic reticulum; Golgi apparatus. Gene Ontology annotation, biological process: protein targeting to membrane; peptidyl-L-cysteine S-palmitoylation.
GAGAUGUGGAUGGCGAGAGGAAUAACACCCUUCUAGAUUGAAGACCGACGAAACGAAUGAGCCUUCCCCAGUAAACUCCACCAUUAGUGCCAAUUAUCAAACACAGCUAUCCCUCCGGACCUUCCUGGGUUAGAAAUCUCCAAGCCCCAUUGACUUUAGAUCUUCACUAAUCUAUCUUAAUCUCAACUAUGCAGUGUCUGAUAUGAUUCUGUAGCGAAGGAGAAAAGAACAUUCCCCUGGUUUUUUGUUUUUUCCAACUUGAGGAGAGAAGAAGUGCAAACUGCAAACCCCAUUUCUCUCCUGUGUAGCUGGCCUCUGUCUCUCUCUCUCUUUCUCUUGCAAAAUCCCCACCUAAAAACCCCCCAAGACUGAAGCACAAAAGGACCCAUCUGUUUCUUUUUCAUUCCCUUUUCACCAUUGUCACUGCUUGUCCUUCUUUCGCUGUGGUUAGCUUGUUGGAGCUCGGAAGCAGAGGAAAGAGGGGAUUUUUUUCUUUUGGGUUUCCCUCAAGUCUUGAUUUUGUUGUUUGCCAAUCUUUGUGUGGGAGCGGUAGUAUGUACAGAUCCGGUGCUGUGAUGGCUUGGAACGUGUUCAAAUUCUGCACGGCGCUCCGCGGUCUCGGCUCGAUCAUGAUCCUGCUCGUCUUGGGGGUCGUCGGCGUCACCUACUAUGCCGUCGUCUUGACCAAUUACGGUCCGAGCUUGUACGAGGGCGGGCUCGACUCCUUCGUUGCUCUUGGUGUCCUGAUCUUGUUUCACUGCCUGUUGGUGAUGCUGCUCUGGAGUUACUUUUCAGUCGUGUUGACGGACCCCGGGAGUGUGCCACCCAAUUGGAGGCCUUCUGUUGAUGAGGAGAGAGGAGAGAGCGACCCAUUGAAUGGUUCGGACUUCAGCAUUUUGCAGUCUGAUCUAUCUCACACGAGAAUACGCUUCUGUCGGAAGUGCAACCAGCCAAAACCGCCAAGAUGCCAUCACUGUUCUGUUUGUGGAAGGUGUGUACUUAAGAUGGAUCAUCACUGCGUGUGGGUGGUUAACUGUGUUGGUGCUUUGAAUUAUAAAUACUUUCUGCUUUUCUUGUUCUAUACAUUUCUGGAGACAAGUGUAGUUACUUUAUCAUUACUCCCGCACUUUAUUGCAUUCUUUAGUGAUGGAGAGAUACCUGGAACACCUGGAACACUUGCAACAACUUUUCUUGCCUUCGUCCUCAAUUUGGCUUUCGCAUUGAGUGUCCUGGGGUUCCUGGUCAUGCACAUUUCCUUGGUUGCUGCUAACACGACGACAAUAGAGGCAUAUGAAAAGAAGACCACUCCAAAAUGGCGUUAUGAUCUUGGACAGAGAAAGAAUUUUGAACAGGUAUUCGGGACGCAUAGACUCUACUGGUUCAUUCCAUCUUAUUCAGAAGAGGACAUAAGGCGGAUACAGGCGCUUCAGGGUCUUGAAUAUCCGUCGUGGCCCGGUUUCGACAGCGAAGAGUUCUGAGGAGAACUCGCUGCGCGUUCUCAGGGAGGUUGACCUAUUGACCCGAUAUACACGGAGGCCCCGCCACUAACUGUUUGUUAUUUACUGAUGCACCUUACUCAGGGCUUCCUUUGUGCUGAUACCACCGUGGCUCUCCUUGUAGAAAUAGCUCUGUGAGAGAGAGAGAGAGAUUCAACAAAGGGAUCGCCGAUCUCCGAGUUCUGUUUCCAUGGUCUUGGGCUGCGAUGUAACAUAUGCAUUAUUUUAACUUAGGCAAGUGUAAUAUCGGAUAUUGUGAAACUUUGCCCUCGAUCAAUUUUUAACACAUUCAUCUUUGAAGUUGAAUGUACCUGUAUGCUGCGGAUGUAGAUAACAGUUUACAUGUCCAGAAUUUGUGGAAGUCA